AUGCAGGAUAAUUAUUUUUUCAAUUUAAGUAGUUCAUAAGCUGCUAGUGAAAUAAAAUCAGAAGUAUAAGACAAUUAUUCCAAAAUAAGCAGAAGUUCAAAAAGUUUCGGGGGUGUUUCCUUUUUAUCUAGAAUUACAACAAGCCCAAUUAAUAUGCUUACCUCAUCAGAUUUAGAUAGUCAGAUAAAAGAUAAAAUUUGCUUCUUAAGUCCUUUAUAAGCAUACAUCUAAAUAAACCCCAAAGAACCCUAUGAUUUGUUUUAUGCCUCAAGUACCAAUAUUUAGGGGAAAUUCGGAAUCAUUAUUAAAAGCCAAAACAAAGACUUAGUAACCAUUAGUUAAGCAUAUCCAGAUAAAACAAUUAAUGAAUUAGAAUUUUUGGCCACCAUUCAAGGAAUGAAAUAUUGUAUCGAUUUAGGAAUAAAAAUAUUGAAUGUGAAGGGAAAUAGUCAAGUAUAUUGACUUUAUAUGUUAGUUAGUCACAAAGCAUAGAAGCUUUAAUUUAUAAGGUGAAUUGGCAUUCCUUAAGGAAGUAAUACUUAAAUAUUCUUAAUUUUUCUAUUAAAUAAACUUUGUAUAAAUUCCAAAAGAAACAAAUCAUUAAGCCAAGUAAUUAUCAAGAGAGGAAAAGAGUUUUGUAAAAGUGGUAUAAGAUUAAAGCAAAAUAUAAGAUCAAUCAAUCUCUAUUGAUCAAAUCUAAUUUUAACAUUUAUCGCAACAAUCUUAUUCAAAAUAAAAUAUCAAUAAUUUAUCUGCUAUACUACCAUAAAAGCCACAUUUAGAUUCAAUUUUACUUGAAUAUACAGAUAUCUUCAGUGAAUAUAAUAAAUAAAAGAUCAAACCAAUAAAUUUAGAUUAAAAUAGAGAUUAUGCUUUAAUUUUUGGGAAAAUCAAUGAUAACACAAAUAAAGGGGCGAAUUUUAUGAUAAAGCAAGAUUUGAAUGAGAUAAUUGCUGGGACAUUCUACUUUCCUUAAGAAACUAAUGCGUUACAAGAGAUCUCGCUGCUAUAUGGAAUGAGGUUCUUACUAGAAUGUUAGAUUACUUAUUUAAAUUGUUUCACAAAUGAUGAAGUAUAAAUUAAUAAGAGAAUUUUAGACAUUUUGUAAAUUAUUUGACAACGAAAACAAUAAGUUAAUGUAAAGUUAGAUAAAGGAGUAGAAAUGCUUAUAUAACAUGAAACAAUUAUUCCAAAGAACAUCGUGUAGAAAAAUUGAAUCAGGUUAAUUGAAAGCAUUGAAAGAACCCUACUAAAAUAAGCAAUCAAGAUUUUAAAUUCUGGAUGAAUCAAUCUUGAAUUCAAAUGGGAUAGCUCCAAAAUAAUAAUCAAUAACAUUUUCAAAAUUUUCAUAGAUUUACAAUUUUAAUAAUUAAUUUAGAAUAUGAAUUAAUUUCAUCUAAUAGGCAAU
Paramecium octaurelia is the source of this 1408-nucleotide messenger RNA. NCBI's taxonomy places the organism in Eukaryota, Ciliophora, Oligohymenophorea, Peniculida, Parameciidae. The record is from the annotation of a GenBank genome assembly.